Yamadazyma jaroonii is the source of this 1794-nucleotide messenger RNA. Lineage: Eukaryota; Fungi; Ascomycota; Pichiomycetes; Serinales; Debaryomycetaceae. The record is from the annotation of a GenBank genome assembly.
AUGAACUUUUUCAAUAAGAGUCCAGAGUUACCUCUUUAUAAGGAUAAACAUUUAACACCGAAGAAAUCUUCUAAGAUAAAAAUGUUAUUCCAAGGUUUCAUUGCCUCAUUGAUAUUGUAUUAUAUCUAUUAUCAUUUUUCCACUCCUGCCACUAGUAAUUGGGAACAAGCUAAAGAUGAAGUAAGAACAGCUUUUCUUGAAUCAUGGCACACUUAUGAAAAAUUUGGUUGGGGAACAGAUGUUUUCCAUCCUAAGAAAGAACAAGGAGAAAAUAUGGGUCCUCAACCUUUAGGUUGGAUGAUUGUGGAUUCAAUUGAUACAUUAAUGAUCAUGAAAUGUGAUGAAGAAGUUGAAAGAGCAAAAGAAUGGAUUCAAAAAGAUUUAGAUUAUUCCUUUGAUUAUAAUGUCAAUGUAUUUGAAACCACCAUCAGAAUGUUAGGAGGUUUAUUAUCAGCAUUCCAUUUAUCUAAUGAAGAUAUGUACCUCGAUAAAGCGGUUGAUUUAGCUAAUGCUUUAUUAGGAGGAUUUGAUUCAGAAACUGGAUUACCUUAUUCUUCAGUUAAUUUAAAGACCGGGACAGGUAUUCCAAAUCAUGUUGAUAAUGGAGCUUCUUCAACUGCAGAAAUAGCUACUUUACAAUUAGAAUUCAAAUAUUUGAGUUUCUUAACAGGUGAAACUAUGUAUUGGGAGAAGGUCGAACGUAUAAUGAAACAUUUAGAACUGAUAACUCCAAGAAAUGGGUUAGUACCUAUUUAUAUCAAACCUGAUACCGGGAAAUAUCAAGGUAAUUUGAUUCGUCUUGGAUCAAGAGGUGAUUCUUAUUAUGAAUAUUUAUUGAAACAAUAUCUUCAAACAGGAGAAUUCGUUUAUUAUGAUAUGUAUAAAGAAUCUUUGGAUGGAGUUAAGAAGUAUAUGACAAAAUAUUCCAAACCUUCCGAUUUAUUGUUUGUUGGAGAAUUAGAACAAGGACUUAGUGGACCUUUAUCUAAUAAAAUGGACCAUUUAGUUUGUUUCUAUGGAGGUUUAGUUUCCUUAGGAGCCACUGGAGGUUUAACCUUAAAAGAAGCCAAAGCUUUACCCUCAUGGAAUGAAGAAAAACAAAAUGAUUUCGAUUAUGGUGAAAAAUUGACUUAUUCUUGUUACAAGAUGUAUAAGGAUACACCAACAGGAUUAUCUCCUGAAAUUGUUGUUUGGAAUACUGAUGGUACUAAAGCUAAAGAUUUCCAUAUCAAACCUCUUGAUAAACAUAAUUUACAACGUCCAGAAACUGUAGAAUCAUUAUUCUACCUUUACAGAUUAACUGGAGAUGAAAAAUGGAGACAAUAUGGAUAUGAAAUUUUUAAGAAUUUUAUCAAGUACAGUAAAUAUGUUAACAGUCAAGGAGAUGUUUCAUAUGUUUCAUUAGAUGAUAUGGUAAGUAUUCCACCUAAACAAAGAGAUAAUGUUGAAAGUUUCUGGUGGGCUGAAACUUUGAAAUAUUUAUAUUUAUUAUUUGAUGAUGAUAAUACCAUCCCAUUGGAUAAAUAUGUAUUCAAUACUGAAGCUCAUCCAUUCCCAAGAUUUGAAAUGGGAGAUUUGUUCAAGACAGGAUUUGUUAGAACCAAACCAUAUUUGAAACCAAGACCUGCAGAUGAUAAACCUAAAGAUAUUAAACAAAUUCCUAAAGCUCAACCUGUAAACAAACCCGUGGAUGAAGAAGCUAAAGAAGAAAUUAAAAAAGAUCCUAGUAUUGUUAAGGAAGAGAAUAAGGAAGAAACCAAACAAAAAUUAAAUGAUAUAUUGAAAGAUCAAUAA